Penicillium malachiteum is the source of this 1773-nucleotide messenger RNA. RefSeq lists its product as uncharacterized. Gene Ontology annotation, molecular function: mRNA binding. The transcript has 4 exons. The record is from RefSeq and is a predicted model, not a curated record. NCBI's taxonomy places the organism in Eukaryota, Fungi, Ascomycota, Eurotiomycetes, Eurotiales, Aspergillaceae. Bases 1 to 1773 code for a protein of 590 amino acids. Gene Ontology annotation, cellular component: cytoplasm; nucleus.
AUGAGUUAUCAACAACCGGACAUGUAUCACGAUCCCUCCGCGCGAUCCCCUGGUUCCCAGAGGCAUCAACAACCUCUGCACCGUCAACCUUCUCGCCAGUUUGAUGCCUACGGUCCUAUGCCUGUAAACCUAUAUGAGGAUCAGAUGGCCCGUUACGAGUCCGCCAGGUUGGAGCGGUUGAACCCGCCGAUGCAAAACAACAACUCCUACUCUUACGAUCUUUCCGGCUCCCAGACUUGGAAUCCAAAUGGAUUUGCAAACGCUCAAACCCUCGGAGGAAUUCGCUCGGCUUCGGCCAGUUUGAAGCCGGCCGCCCGGGGAAGAACCGGUUUGCCUACUACUUGGCUUGAUCAGCAACCAGGAAUGCCUAGCGCAUUUUCCAACCUAGGCCCUGGUCCUAUUCAGAGCUCUGCGAUGCGCCCGGAAGCAUCGGCUUCAUCCGACGGAGAUGACGAACUUAUUCCUACCGCGAUCGUCAUCAAGAACAUCCCGUUUGCUGUGAAGAAGGAGCAGUUGGUGCAACUGAUGACCGAGUUGAACUUGCCUUUGCCUUACGCUUUCAACUACCACUUCGAUAAUGGGGUAUUCCGUGGUCUGGCUUUCGCCAACUUUACUUCCGCGGAAGAAACGGCUACCGUGAUCGAGAUGUUGAACCACUUCGAACUUCAGGGUCGGAAAUUGCGCGUGGAAUAUAAGAAGAUGCUUCCUUUGCAGGAACGGGAACGGAUUGAACGGGAAAAGCGUGAGCGUCGCGGUCAACUGGAAGAGCAGCACCGACCCAUGCCUUCCUCUCAACUGCAGACUCAGAGUUCUAUGACCUCUCUGAACUCGCACAUCCCAGCUACUUCGCCUUCUCCGGUCUCACAACGUGGCCAGAAACUCGAUGUGGACUUGAAUGACACCCAGACCCUCCAGUACUACUCACAGCUGCUUCUGUUUAAGGAGGACACUGCUCGCGAUUCCCGACGCACGGUUCACACUCUGGCUCACAACAUGGGGUUGGCCCAUGCCUCCCGAGGAAGUGGAGAUCAACGCCAGGUCCAGGUCUUCAAGGUUGCCGCCGGUACCAACGUGAGCCCGCCUUUGCAGCCCAUUCCUCCUGCGGGACAGUCGGACAGCUCUCGCCGUGGACUAAACCGUGCUGCCACGAUUGACUUUAGUGAGGCCCGCAACGAAGGUGGUCCUGGUGCCUUUAACACCCUCCGGGGUCAGACUUCUAGUUUCCUGGGUGUUUUGGACUCGCCCGGCAACUUCAACAACACUCAGAACCUGCGCGCCGCCAAAUCCUUCGCUGAUCUCCGUUCUUACACCCCGUCCCCUGUUCCAUCCUCCGCUAGCUUCCCUGCUGCUCUGCAGUCCAACGGAACUCGCCUGCAGUACGAAGGCGCUCCUACCGGUGCCUCGAACACCCCGACAUUGACCUCCGCCCCCUCCGGCUCCUCUCUUGGUAUGCAACGUGAUGAUAACCUGCUUGUCAACAGCCUGGGUGGCCUUUCACUGGGCACAGGCAUUGGUGGCCCCAACUCCAGCCCUCGACGACUCCGUGGUAUGUUCUCCUGGGAGCAGGACAGCCAACCUUCUGCCACCGGCGCCAUUGGCAGCAACCGUGGAAUGGGUGGAUUUGACACCGCUCAGCAGGAGCGCAUGCCGAUUCGCCAACCGCGUGGCCCGACUCCCGACAAGGGCCCCGGUUUCCGGCGCCAAAACGGUCACCAGGCUCGCGGCAGUGACGAGCUUCGCGCCAGCUCCGGGGUCGAGAUCAUCGUGGAGUAG